UGAGAAUGCGGCGAGGAUUACUUUGGCUGGAAGGAGAAGAAUGGAGUCGUCGGCGACAGAUUCCGAUGCUCCCGAUCUGGUUUGUCAGCUUGACAACGUCCAGGGCAUGGUCGACGCUCUCACCGCCGCCCGAUGGAAGCGCCAACAGGAUGCGGUCAUCGAAAUAUCGGAGCACGGAAUGGUCGUGAUUGUGGAGGAGACGAGUUGUCUUCAGGCCAAGGUUUAUCUGCAGCGCGAGCUUUUCAUUCGUUAUGAGUACGGCGCACAAGGAAGGCCUCGGUUGGGAGUGAGCUUGGGACUAUUUGUUGAUUGCUUGAACACAUUUUCAGCUCCUGGACAUUCCAACACAAUCGAAAUUCAAUAUCCUGGGCCUGAUAUGCAGCUACUUCUCAAGUCUGUUGAUUCACUAGACGCUAGCAUUUAUGCAGAGAUCAGGACAAGGAUCCCUGAUACUAUAUCAUGGGAUUACAAUUUUGAACCUGCAGGGAGCACCCCACUCACUUUUACUGUCAAGACUGCAGCAUUGAAGGAAGCAAUUGAUGAUCUUGAAUGGCCAGGGGCAAGCAUCCAGAUCACUGUACAACCAAAUCCGCCUAGCGUCACCUUUAGAGGCGAUGGCCAUGGAGAUUUGCAGAUAGACUUCAUGUAUUAUGCGAAUGCUGAUCUUCUGCUUGCAUUUCAUUGUGACCGUCAAGUGUCUUACAGGUACAAAUACAAGUUCCUUCGAGCAACAACUUCAAACAUACCCGGCAGUGUCAUUAGAGAUAAUCGGGGAAGCAAGUUGACUAUUGGUAGAGGUGGAUUACUUAAAGUUCAGCACCUAGUUUCUGUUGCAAGAACAUCUACUUCACAUACGCACAUCGACUCUACAGGUUAUCAACAUCCCAGUCGAAUUGCUUACAUCGAAUUCUUUGUGAAACCAGAGGAAGAUGAAGAUACUGCAGAUGAUUAGUAGCAUCUUUUUGUAAGAAACUACUGAUCAAGCUUAUGAUAACCAUGAAAAGAAUGAACUCUUUGUCAUAACUUAGGUCCUUUUUUUUUAUUUUUUUUUUAUUUUU
Messenger RNA from Morus notabilis, 1058 nucleotides. RefSeq lists its product as uncharacterized. Gene Ontology annotation, cellular component: checkpoint clamp complex. Bases 41 to 952 code for a protein of 303 amino acids. The record is from RefSeq and is a predicted model, not a curated record. The transcript is spliced from 7 exons. NCBI's taxonomy places the organism in Eukaryota, Viridiplantae, Streptophyta, Magnoliopsida, Rosales, Moraceae. Gene Ontology annotation, biological process: DNA repair; DNA damage checkpoint signaling.